Messenger RNA from Batrachochytrium dendrobatidis JAM81, 1083 nucleotides. RefSeq lists its product as uncharacterized. The record is from RefSeq and is a predicted model, not a curated record. Bases 1 to 1083 code for a protein of 360 amino acids. Lineage: Eukaryota; Fungi; Chytridiomycota; Chytridiomycetes; Rhizophydiales. The transcript has a single exon.
AUGUCUGGUCCAACUGAUGAACCUAAUCCAAAUACUUUGGACGACUUGCAAAGUAUAGUGGAUGCAACUAAUUUAAGCAUUCUCGACGAAAACUGGAAAUACCUAUUUGAUUCGACUGAUCCAAACACAUCCAAUGAAGACUGGCAACAACCGAUUGAUCAACCCAGUUCAGACACUUCCAGCCAAGUAUCUGGUACAACUGAUAAACCCGAUUCAAAUACUUCCAACCAAGAUCAGCAUCAACCAAUGGAUCAGCCCAGUCCGAGCACUCCAAAACGAGGUCGAAAACGGCCGAUUGAUGAACCCGGUUCAAACAUUUCCAAAUAUGAUCAGAAACAAUCGAUGAAUCAACCCGGUCCGAGUGCUUCCAAACAAAGUCGGAAACAAUCAGUUGAUGGACCCGGUUUAGACAUCCCUGACAAAGACUGGCAACGCCUAAUAGAUGAAGUCAAUUCAAACACUUUUGAAGACUGGCAAGAACUGUUUGAUAUAGCUGGUUUAAAUACUCCCAGUCAAGUUUCUGACUCAAUUGAUCAAGUCGGUUCAAGCAAUUUUGACAAAUACCAACAACAACCAGCUGAUAAAACCAGUUCAAGUAUCCCCGACCAAACUCAGCAACAGCCAAUAGAUGCAACUGAUUUAAAUAUUUCCAACAAAGAUCAGCAACAGCCGAUUGAUCAAUCCAGUCCAAGUACUUCCAGUCAAGACCAACAACAACCAAUGGAACAAGACCAACAACAACCAAUGGGACAAGGCGAGUCUUCAAAUACUGUUACAAAUCAAGUGAUUGUAUUAAACGAACAGGAUCAGAGAACCUUUAAUCGUAUAAAGAAAAGGCUUGUAGAGUGUAAAAAAAUACGAAAGGAGAAACAUAAAGAAUAUUAUGAAUCUAUGGCUCUUGGAUACAGGCAAUGGUCGGCGCUAGCAAGAGGGGAAGAGAUAUCAGGAUCAACGUACGAUCCAAAUGUUGAAGAGAAAUUGAAACAAGAGUAUGAAAAGCUAAGGAUAAAAGUACCCAGUAUCAGACAAGAAUUGAAAAGGUUUAUGAAAAGGCGUGGUUUGAAAUUUGAAGAACCGAAUUAG